Molecule: messenger RNA, 777 nt
Organism: Talaromyces atroroseus
Lineage: Eukaryota; Fungi; Ascomycota; Eurotiomycetes; Eurotiales; Trichocomaceae
Exons: 5
Coding region: 1-777 (258 amino acids)
Source: RefSeq, a predicted model, not a curated record
AUGCGGCCGUCAUUGCUUGUAUGCGGCUUGUUGGCCGCUACUGUGAAUGCCGCAGCAAUCAGUGCGAAUUUCAUGAAUGAAAGGGAAAAGCUGGCCAAAGAUUGGAGCGGCAGAGGAGGCAAGCCAGGGCCAAAAUAUUUCCAGGAAUCGAAGUUCAGUGGGCAUUAUGAUGGUCGUUAUACCGACAAGGCCCUUCCCGAGGACGAACAAAUUGCGCACUUAUCCUCUCUCAUUCAAACAUAUUUGGCAACAAUGGAUGACUUGGGCGUGGAGACAUGGAUUAUGCAUGGAACACUACUGGCGUGGUGGUGGAACCAGAAGAUUUUCCCAUGGGACGACGACUUGGAUGUGCAAGUAUCCGAACCGGGCAUUCACUUCCUAGCCGAAAACUACAACAUGACCGAACACCAUUUCGACAUUCCAGGCGUAGAAGGUGGCCGUACCUAUGUGCUGGAAAUCAACCCUAACUAUGUCGUACGAACCACAUUGGAUACGCGAAACGUGAUUGAUGGACGAUGGAUCGACAAAUCAAGUGGCCAGUUUAUUGACAUAACUGCCGUGCGCGCAGAUGAUUUUCGACGGGCGAGGGGUGACACUGGUGCGCUGAUGUCCAAGGACGCACAUCGAUUCGAGGAAAAUGAUAUUUUCCCCCUGCGACGCAGCUUUUUCGAAGGCGUCCCGGCAAAAGUGCCGUAUGAAUAUACCAAGCUGUUGGCAGAGGAAUAUGGCGACAAAUCUAUGGCCAACUCCAAUUUCAUGGGGCGAGUUGUCACCUAA